CCUCCUCCUCCUCCUUCUCUGGAUCAGAUUUGGAAGAUCUGGGUGGGCUGCGCGCCCCGCUGCUUGCACAGCCAUGGAUAAAAGUCUGCUGGUCAACUGGGCGGGCUGGUCGACGGACCGCCGGCGGCAGGCACUGCUGGUGCACGACGUGUCGCUCGCGGGCGCCUUGCACAGCACCCUGCACGCCACCUGGAAGGCGGAGUUCCAGGCCCGCGCCGCGGGGUUCGAGCGCAGCUUUGUGCCGUUCAGCGCGGAGCUCUUCCCGCUGCUGGCGUCCAUGGAGUUCGACGGUGCCACCGACUCCGGCGGGCGGUACUCGGUGCACUCCGUGGGCUGGCCCGCGUCCGCGUGCGAGGACCCGGCGCGGAUCCCAGCCGCGCUCGCUGCCGCCCGCCAGGUCACCAGGGACCUGGUGCGGGUACCGCCGCGCCGCUGGGCCUCGGAGCUGCUGUCGCCCCCGCCGCAGACGUGGCCCGAGUUCGAGGCCUGCCUGGCCCUCCUGGUGGAGCAGCUGCUGGUGCGCGCGGGCGCGCUGACGGGUCGCGCGGCGAAGCGCCAGCGGCAGCGGGAGAGGCGCAGGGAGGUGCGGAAGCUCGGGUGCCGGGUCCCGGAGGCCCUGGGCGCCGUGGAGGAGGCCACCGCCCUGGACGGCGGUGCGGAGGAGGUCGGCGCCGGCGCGGCACCACCAGAGCCGCAGCCAGAGCGCUCGCCCCUGGCGGACGCCCGGAACGCGUUCGACGAGGACUCCGAGGACGAGCGGGUGAACGCGAGGCGCCAGUUCACGGAGCCCGUCCCCGUGGCCCGCCGCCUGCUCUCGCCGGACGACGUCGACCGCGCCCUCCGGGCAGACGGGCCAGUUGGCCUGGCCGCCGCCGACGAGCGCUGCCAGCCGACCGUGGGGAACGACGCCGCCAGCGUCUUCUCCAUCUCGACCUCCGCCGGCUCCCUGAGCUCCGGCAAGGCAGCGUCGAGCACGGCCUUCUUGAAGGGCUCCGCGGCGCCGCCGCGGGAGGGCUCCGCGAGCGCGGGGGCAGCGGCCGCCCCUGAGGCUGCCGCGCAGGCGGUGUGCGCCAUCUGGGAGCCGCUCGCCGAGCGAGCCGAGCGUGGGGCGGCAGCUCGCGAGGAGCCCCACAACCCUGGCUGCGAGGCGGGUCUGCACAAUAACGCGUCGUUCUCGCUGGUGGACAGCAUUCGCAUGCAGCUGGAGGGCGCCCUGGCGGCGCUGCAGGCCGGCCAGCAGGACGGCUGCGAGACCCGCCUCAAGUCUGCCAUCGAGCUCUGUUCUGGGCUCGACCCCUACCUGCAGAGCGUCAACAGGCCCAUGAGCCAGCAGUGGGACAGCCUGCAGCGGGCGACCCAGCAGGUGGACUGGCGGCAGAAGUACCUGCAGAAGGAGACCCGGGACCUGUUCCACGAGGGCAUGAGCACCAACCCAGUGCUCGUGCAGACGCUGCAGUUCCUGUGCCGCACGCUGCGUGCCACCAGGACGCUGCAGAUCGGGCUGUUCACUGGCGGCGCGGCGCUGGGCAUCGCGGAGGCGCUACCCGCAGGCGGCCGCGUGGUGGCCCUCGAGGCGGACGGCUUCCUGGCCGACUUCGCGCGGGACCACCUGCACCAGUCGCCCCACGGGCGCAAGGUGGCGGUGCAGCACGGCGACAUCGGGGACCUCCUGCGGGAGCUGCCUGCAAGCGACGAGGGGGACAAAUUCCAGGUGGUCUUCAUCGACGGCAGCAAGACCGAGUACGGUGCCUACCUGGACGCCAUCCUCGAGAGAGACCUCCUGGUCCCUGGGGGAGUGUUCGUGGUCGACGACGUGCUGUGGAAGGGCGCGGUGUACUGCAGCUCGGCGCUCGGCGACCGGGACCACAGGUGCUCCUGCAACUCUUGCUGGCCCUCGCCCUGGCCCUCGAAGCUGCCAGAGGACGAGGUCGCCAGCGUGCUGUCGGGCUUCAACGCGCAGGUACGCAGGGACGACCGCCUGGAACCCCUCGUGCUCCCCAUUCACAACGGCGUCGCGCUGAUCCGGCGGGCCGGCGAGGACCGGCUGCCACUGGAAGCCGAGGGAGCCCCGCCGCGGCCGAGCGGCGUGCAGGCCCCGCCAGGCGAGGGCCCUGGCGGCAGCGCCCGGGCGGGCAGGGCGGGCCGCGGCCGCCGCGGCUCCACCCAGGGCGUGCCGCCGUGCCGCCCGCCCCGCCUGGAUGGAUGCUGGCGCCGCCUCGGCCGCAGGGGGCCAGGCGCCCGGCGGCUUCUGGCCGGCCACCCCCGAGAUGUUCCCGGACGCGGCGUGCCCGUGGCCGCGCGUGCCGCCCAUGACGCUCUGAGCGCUUCAGCGCGCGCGCCCGCGCAGGCAGGACCACCAAGUAGGCGCGCUUCCCGAGUGCGGCCCUCGCGGCCCUGGCAUUCACGCCGGCCGUGGGCUUUUCAGAUGCGGCCUGCCAUGCAAAACUUCUCGACCGUACAUCGCAAGUCAAUGCUCCGCGUUGACUGGUACAGAAGGUUCGCUCGUGUGAGCAGGCGAUAUAUCGCCUCUGCUGGCGGCGCUGCGCUGUGCGGGUCGUCGUGCUACUGUUUCCGCCCUUUGAAGGGCCUCGUUUUCGUGUGUUUUCCGCCGCUGUGAGGUGCGUAUGACCAUUGUCAUUCGCACCAGUGCGUAUGACCAUUGUCAUUCGUACCAUACGCCUCGUCAUCUCCCUCCUUCUGCCCCUGCCUCCGAUUUGUCCUUGAGGCUCUGGGAUCGAGCGCUUCCACUGUAGCGUUGUUGGUUCGUGUGUCCCUCCGAAGUGCGACUCGCAACAAUCAGACGGGCUGCGUGGCCGCGAUGGCAUCGCGAUGCGCUUUCCUUGACGUGGCCUCGCAUCUUUCCUGUGCUACCUUCGCCCUCGUUCCCCAAAACACGAUCUGUCCUUCUUUUCUGCAGAGUGGCUGGGCGCUGUCGGCCUCCGUCACAGGCGGCUUUGCCGCAAGUUUUGUUUAUAGGUUUAGGAUUUCUGUGGUCGCCUGCACGUGCGGCACGACUUAGAGUAUCGUGAUGGGAGUGUGGAUUAAGAACGGUGGGGUGUGCGCGUUGGGGUGGAACAGCGGAUCCGCGAUUAUCUUAAUGUUCGAAUUCAGUGUGCGAGCUGAUCUGCUGAAGCAUGGCUGUUUACGCCGAUUGUAUCACGAUUCUGGUCAGCCAGAUCAGUCACGACUUCAGUACAGUCGGGCCGCUGAAGAAGGAACCCUUUUCCCUGGUUCCUUAUCUAGGGUUCCUUGUGACAGCGUUUCGACUGCAAGCGCAAGCACAUGUCAAUGGAGUUUGUGCUCCUGCUUCUCCCCCCUCCUCCCGACCCGCAGGUCCCCGAAGGGUCGCUCCGAUGACGCUCUCACGCAGGAGGCUUCCAGGUGGGCUUCGGAGAACGUGGGCAGCUUGGGAACUCCAAGCAUGUUGUUACGAGAGCCGGGCCAGCCCCACACUUGAAGUGCUGUUUUGGUGACAAGACAAACCGCAGAUCUGAUCAAGCGCAACCAUCUGGAGUAGAGUCGAGCCAUUUUCUCUAUCUGUGUAAGAAAUAUGCUUGCGGUCGAGAAUUUUGGCUCAGCGCGCCGCUCCGCCGGUUCUGGCCCACCACGCUUCGGCGCGACACGCUAUCCCCCUCCCGGUCCCCAGGCGUCAACGUCCCUAUUCUUUCCGAGCUUCCCGCCUCGCGGAGCGGAGCGACAC
Prorocentrum cordatum is the source of this 3700-nucleotide messenger RNA. The record is from the annotation of a GenBank genome assembly. NCBI's taxonomy places the organism in Eukaryota, Dinophyceae, Prorocentrales, Prorocentraceae.